Molecule: messenger RNA, 1696 nt
Organism: Pundamilia nyererei
Lineage: Eukaryota; Metazoa; Chordata; Actinopteri; Cichliformes; Cichlidae
Product: tomoregulin-1-like
Exons: 7
Coding region: 1-1095 (364 amino acids)
Cellular component (GO): plasma membrane
Molecular function (GO): protein binding
Source: RefSeq, a predicted model, not a curated record
AUGGUACCAUGGGAGGAAGCAAUUGAGGAAACAUUUGAGCGUAAGAAGCUGCGGUAUGCCAACUUGGCAGCUGAGGCAGAGGACAGAGGCUGGAAGAUCAAGGUGGUGGAAGUGGGGUUUAGGGGCUUUGUUGCCAUGCGAGGCAGCGGGGCUGGGGGAUGGAGGCAGAGUCCGGGCUGUAGGGGUGGAGGAGGUGUGGGGGUCGGCUGUGAAGCCCCGGGCCCUGCUCGGCUUUGUUAUCCCGGGAUCGAGCUGCAGCCCUGCUCCGUAUUUCUGAGAGCCGAGGUGAGGAGCACAUGGACGGAAUCUGUGAGCUGUGCGUGGAUCAGAACCCGCUGCGUGGAUUUGUGCUGUGAGGACCUAGUGAAGGAGGACCCAGAAAAACACGACAGAUUCUUUUACUCCAGUUUGUGUCUCUUUGUGUUCAUCCACCUCCCUGCGCCCACACCAGCCUCCCCCGUUAUCCCCCCUCCGUCCUCCAUCAUGGCUCCAGAGCUCCGGGUCUCCUGCUUCUGCUGCCUGCUGGUGCUGCUGGUUCUCCCCGCCGUCCGGAGCUCGUUCCACCGCAGCGGUGUGGACUGCGGCCCCGGGAGGGCCGAAGACUGCCCAGAUUUGUCAGAGAAGAAAAGCGACCUGCGCGUGUGCGACACCGGGACGUGUCGCUUUGGAGGAACCUGCCGCGAGAAUGGCGCCGACAUCAAGUGUGUCUGUCAGUUCCACUGCAAUAAGAAGUACGUCCCCGUGUGCGGCUCCAACGGAGACACGUACCAGAACGAGUGUUUCCUGAGGAGAGCGGUGUGGUUUUAUGAGUUUAACCAGCAGAUCUCAGAAUCGUCCAAAAACCCAGCGUGUGAGGAUGCGUACGGGGGGCAGCAGUGUGAGCAGCUGCUGGACUUUAACAUCCUGUACGUGGUGCCCAGCGGGCAGAAGCUGCACUACGUCCUCAUUGCCGCCAUCAUCGGAGCUGUUCAGAUUGCUGUCAUCGUGGCCGUGGUCAUGUGCUUCACCAGGCGGUGCAACAAGACAAAGCGUGGUCGGAGGCAGAAGCAGCAUCUCGGGCACUUCCCGUCAGGAACGUCGUCCCGGAUGAUGUAGCUGCUCUUUCUUUUUUCAAUGAUUUUUUUAAUUUUCCAUCUUGUUUUUUAUAAAAUUCGACCUUUCGUACCACAGACUGCAUUUUUGAUAUCUCGACUUUUUGGUGCCUCUUCUUAUUUUCCCUCGUUUUUUGGAAUAACCCGACAUUACUGAGGGGCCUUAUGUUCCACCUUUCAUUCCUUUGGCUUCCCGUCUGCAGGUGGUUUUCAGUUUGUGGAGACGUGGCCGUGCUGCUGGCGUCCUCUCAGACUCUGAAACACUGUGGAAACUUUAUUUCUCUGAUUGUCUCGUCGCUCCGGACGUCCACACCGCAAACAGUGACGAUUGUCUCAGUUUUCGCCCGGUGAGACGCACAGCAGGAGCGCCUCCUUUUUAGUUUUUCGGCCACGUUAGAGCUCAUUCCUGCUACAGCUGCGGUUCUCGUCCGUCUUCCUCCCGCCCACACGAGGGCGGCGACCCUCAUCCUGAUUGGCUCUGGUGUACACGCACGUGCUGAUCUGUGGAUUCAUCUCUGCUGAAACAUGUCCACCUUUGUGGCGUUCGUGCCACAUAUUAAUGACCUGACGGGAGAUUCGACCCAACGCACAUUAGGCGGAACCCA